AGAUUUUGUCCACCAUAUAAUUUGGCUAUUCUUGAGGUUGACAUCCUUCAUUGCCACUAGAUAAUUUCGAGCUGCUUUCUGGGUUUGAAAAAACAAAAUCAGACAGUUGUCACGAAUCAGUUGCAGUCCAUCGUUAGUGGUGCUGGCUUCAGUCAUUGUGCAAAGGUACUGUUUAUAAGGUUGGGGAAACCUGCAGUCAGCUGACACUUGGAUAAGUGAGGAAACGUUUCUCCCACUGAAUCAUUACGUCCAAAUGAACAGAACUUUUUGGGAUUGGUUCCGUUCCUGGGUUUUUAUUCUGCAGGCUGAAACAACUGCAGAAUCCUAGCUAGAGGCAAUGGCUCACCCACUUUCAUUUAAACAUUUCUCCCUCUAGCUGUUGUCACACAGGAAACUCUGGACAAUUUGGGGAGAAUCCUGAUGGGAACAAAGUCAACUUUUCCCACAUGGAGCUCUCUGAGAAGCAUUUUUACUACUGGAAACACUCAGUUUGCUGCAGGUGUGGGCACUGCCUGGCUCAAGCAUACAUAAAGCAGCAUACAUUACAAAGUUAUUUUCUAAUUUCUAAUGUUGGCCUUACUGGUUAUCAGACGGAUUUGUACUGAGGGCUACAUUUGAAUUCUCACACACAUCCUGAUGUGAAAAUCAUGCCCUUUAUUUGUGACUUCUUCACAUCUGAAGUAUUUCCUCUGACACGUCUUUGUUUCGUUUAAAGUUAAACCCAGAACAGUAACUUUGGUUUCCUUCUCUACAGAACGUUUGCUGCCUGAUGAAUCACUGAAUUUACCUGAUUCUCUUCCUCUUCUUCCUCAGCUGUCAGGAGGAUGGGGAGGGAAAGAUAAUGAUGAUGAUGAUGGUGGAGGGUUAUCGCUCACGUGAAAUAGACAAUGACGCUGAGGCUCAUGUGCCGUUCGGACGUUAAUCCUCCAUCAUCCAGAGUGCAGGAAUUUUACAAAGUGCAGACACACAAUAACAACCAGUCAUUGGUGCUGUUUGGAUUUAAACACACAGGAAAUAGAGCUUUAAAGGGGAGUUCCGUGUGUUUUUCUGUGCAGCUCCAGGAUUAGGACGGAGGGUAAGAGGAUUGGGUGCAUAAAGAAAUGGAAAGCUCCACUCUCCCAGAAAUUAGCCAGAUAUAUUCAGACAUGAGCAGUUUGGUGUUUCAUUUGAGUCAUUCUGCAGCUGAACACAGGAACAAGAAUGAACCACAGAGAGCACCGACACGCUCAGCUGACUUCCUGUUUAUAGUUUUCUAUAUUAGUGACUGAAUAAAGUUUUUGUUUUUAUUAUAAAAACUUACUCUGAUCCACGACUAAGUUUAUCUUGUAAUCUUGCUGAUGUGAGACAUAUUUAAUCCAUAAUAUCCACCUUAGGAUACACCACCAAAUAGUUAUUUAUUUAUUUAUUAUUAACAGCAGGAAAAGUGGAAUAAAUCAUUUUCUAUGAUCAAACUGACAAAACAAUGAUUCCGUCUCUGUGCCUUUUGUUACCUUCUUUGUGCAGAUGAUGUGAAUUUAUCAGUAGAGUUGGAAAAAUAUAGUCUUUAAAUUAAAAACAUCACUGUGUUCGAUGAGUGAAGUUUAAUUUGAUAAAUGAAUAAUUAAAGUUCCUUUGAAGAUGAAAGGAAGCAGGUGUUUCUCGGACAUUCGGUUUCAUGUUUUUCUUGAUGACAGUUAACCUGUUACUUUGUUACUGUGAAGAAGGAGAAGCAGAGUCAUCCUCAUGUUUCUUCGUAAUCACAUAUUUUCAGAUCCAGAGAGCUUGGAUCGACAGAACCUUCCAGAAGAGGGAAUGUAUCCAGAUCAUUCCCAGCAAAGACGCCAGCAGGUGCAGCUGUGGUCAGCUGGUGGCACAGCACACCGCCAUCCCUCUGGGGGCCAAAGAGGACGGGGCCCCACUGGUCCAGCUGGAAGUCCAAUCUACGGAGAGAUGGAGUGCCCUCAAACACACCCAGGUCUCCCCCACUGAUGCCUAUGGGGUGCUGGAGUUUCAGGGAGGAGGACAUGUCAACAAGGCCAUGUACAUCAGGGUCUCCUUUGACUCCAAACCAGAUUCCCUGCUCCACCUGAUGGUGAAGGACUGGCAGCUGGAGCUUCCCACACUUCUCAUCUCUGUUCAUGGAGGCCUCCAGAACUUUGACCUGCCUCCCAAGCUGAAGCAGGUCUUUGGUAAAGGGCUGAUCAAAGCUGCUGUCACCACUGGAGCCUGGAUCUUCACUGGAGGAGUCAGUACAGGAGUUAUCCGCCAUGUUGGCGAUGCUCUGAAAGACCAUUCUUCAAAGUCCAGAGGGAAAGUUUGUGCUAUCGGGAUUGCACCGUGGGGGAUUGUGGAGAACAAAGAAGACCUGAUUGGGAGAGAUGUGACCCGGCCUUAUCAGACAAUGUCCAACCCACUCAGCAAGCUGUCAGUCCUGAACAGCAGCCACUCCCACUUCAUCCUUGCUGAUAACGGGACGUGUGGAAAGUACGGCGCUGAGGUUCGCCUCCGCCGGCAGCUGGAGAAGCAUAUCUCUCUGCAGAAAAUCAACACACGUCUUGGUCAGGGGGUCCCAGUGGUCUGUCUAAUCGUAGAAGGUGGUCCAAAUGUUAUCUCAAUCACACUGGAGAGCUUGAAGGAGGAGCCCCCUGUCCCAGUGGUGGUCUGUGAUGGCAGUGGUCGAGCUUCAGACAUCCUUUCGUUUGCUCACAGAUACUGCGAGGAAGAUGGGUUGGUUAGUGAGAGUGUCAAAGACCAGCUGCUGGUCACCAUCCAGAAGACCUUCAACUACAGCCGCAGCCAGGCACAGCAGAUCUUCCUCAUGGUGAUGGAGUGCAUGAAGAAGAGAGCUCUGAUUACAGUGUUCAGGAUGGGCUCAGAGGGACAGCAGGACAUUGAGAUGUCCAUCCUCACAGCUCUGCUCAAAGGUACAAAUGCAUCUGCGUCUGAUCAGCUGAGCUUGGCUCUGGCCUGGAACAGAGUGGACAUUGCUCGCAGUCAGAUCUUUGUGUAUGGACUCCACUGGCCUCCUGUGCGAACUUCACCUUCUGACCGUCCAAAGAGCCCGGUAGCCCAGCGACCAUCAGCAGGAGGGGCUAAAGGGAAACCCCGGGGGAAGAAGGGAAAAGGAGGAAAAAGCAAACCUGAACCUCCUGAAGAGACGGACCCUCGGAAACUGGAGCUGCUCAACUGGGUGAACUCACUGGAACAGGCCAUGAUGGACGCGCUGGUGUUGGACAGGGUCGACUUCGUUAAACUUCUGAUUGAGAACGGCGUCAACAUCCACCACUUCCUCACCAUCCCCCGUCUGGAGGAGCUGUACAACACGAAACUGGGACCAGCCAACACUCUGCACUUUUUGGUCCGAGAUGUCAAAAAGGGGAAUCUUCCUCCAGAUUACCAGAUCACACUGAUCGAUAUUGGACUGGUCCUGGAGUUCCUGAUGGGUGGAGCGUACCGCUGCAAGUACACAAGGAAGAGUUUCAGGACUCUGUAUAACAACCUGUAUGGCCUCAAAAGACCCAAAGCGUUGAAGCUUCUUGGCAUGGAGGAUGAUGAACCCCGUCCAAAGGGGAAAGGAAAGAAGAACAAGAAAAAGGAGGAGGAAGUAGACAUUGAUGUAGAUGACCCUGAAGUCAGCAGGUUCCAAUACCCCUUCCAUGAACUGAUGGUGUGGGCGGUGUUGAUGAAGCGCCAAAAGAUGGCAUUGUUCCUGUGGCAGCGAGGGGAGGAGGCCAUGGCAAAGGCUCUAGUAGCCUGCAAGCUCUACAAGGCCAUGGCUCACGAGUCUUCCCAAAGCGAGCUGGUGGAUGACAUCUACCAGGACCUGGAGAACAACUCCAAGGACUUUGGUCAGCUGGCCUAUGAGCUGUUGGAUCAAUCCUACAAACACGAUGAGCAGGUGGCCAUGAAGCUCCUGACCUACGAGCUAAAAAACUGGAGCAACUCCACCUGCCUGAAGCUGGCUGUAGCUGCCAAACACAGAGACUUCAUUGCCCACACCUGCAGCCAGAUGCUGCUGACCGACAUGUGGAUGGGCUGUCUGAGGAUGGGCAAAAGCAACAGCCUCAAGGUCAUUUUAGGGAUUAUUUUCCCUCCUGCCAUCAUGCUCCUGGACUUUCGUCUUGGGGAUGAAGCUCCUCAUCAUUCAUCCAAAGGAAGCAAUGAUGGAAAAACUAAAGAUGACAAGAAGUCAAACAAGGAUGCAGCAUCUAAUGUUGACGCUACUUCAAAGAAAGGAGAUGAAGAAGAAAAUGAGAGUGACAAGAAGCACGGGAAGAGGGUUCCUAUCGGGAGGAAAAUCUAUGAGUUCUACAAUGCCCCAUUCACCAAGUUCUGGUUCAACACGAUCUCAUACCUGGUGUAUCUGAUGUUGUAUAACUACAUAAUCCUGGUGAAGAUGGAGCGGUGGCCGUCUUUGCAAGAGUGGAUCGUCGUCUCUUACAUCGUCACUCUGGGCCUGGAGAAAUUCAGACAGAUCCUGAUGUCCGAGCCUGGGAAGCUGAAGCAGAAGAUCAACGUGUGGUUGGAGGACUACUGGAACAUCACAGACCUGGUGGCUAUCUCGGUCUUCAUCUUUGGGUUCCUGCUGCGGCUGGAGCCUGAGCCCUACAUGGGAUAUGGCCGCGUCAUCUAUUGCGUCGACAUCAUCUUCUGGUACAUCCGAGUUCUUGACAUCUUCGGAGUAAACAAAUACCUGGGGCCCUAUGUCAUGAUGAUCGGCAAAAUGAUGAUCGACAUGUUGUACUUCGUGGUUAUCAUGCUGGUGGUGCUGAUGAGUUUUGGUGUAGCUCGGCAGGCCAUCCUCCACCCAGAUGAGGAGCCGACGUGGCGUUUGGCCCGCAACAUCUUCUACAUGCCCUACUGGAUGAUCUACGGAGAGGUGUUUGCCGACUCCAUAGACCUUUACGCGAUGGAAAUCAACCCUCCUUGUGGAGAAAACUUAUAUGAUGAAGAUGGGAAGAAGCUUCCUCCUUGCAUCCCUGGAGCCUGGCUCACGCCCGCCAUCAUGGCUUGUUACCUGCUGGUAGCCAACAUCCUUCUGGUCAACCUGCUCAUUGCCGUCUUCAACAACACCUUUUUUGAGGUGAAGUCCAUCUCUAACCAGGUGUGGAAGUUCCAGCGAUAUCAGCUGAUCAUGACCUUCCAUGACCGCCCCAUCUUGCCCCCGCCGCUAAUCGUCUUCCCCCACAUCUACAUUGUACUGAAGAGGCUGUGCUGCCACUGCAGACGGAGAGCAGAGGGUGGAGAGUACGACGACCGUGAAAGACGACUGCAGCUGGUGCUGAAUGCAGAUGAGCUGAAGAGUCUGCAUGAGUUUGAGGAACAGUGUGUGGAGGAAUACUUCAGAGAGAAGGACGAUGAGAAGCAGUCGUCUAACAACGAGCGAAUAAGAGUCACGUCUGAAAGGGUGGAGAACAUGUUCAUGCGUCUGGAGGAGGUAAAUGAAAGGGAACACUCGAUGAAGGCAUCCCUGCAGACGGUCGACCUCCGCCUGGCUCAGCUGGAGGAGUUCUCUAACCGAAUGAUGAACGCUCUGGAGAAGCUGGCGGGCGUCGACCGAGCUGAGCUCGUCCGCACGCACUCCAGAGGAUCGUCCGUGUGUGAGCCGGGCACUCUGCUGCGCCAAGGCAGCAUCAACAGCACUGACGGGUACAGUCUGUACAGAUACCAGCUGGAGCACGACGACAGGACGUCGGUUUUCGGAGACAUGGAGGGAAACGACAAGAGGGUCCAGCAGAGUCCAGAGAGGCAAGGUGGGAACAGCGAGGGAAGAACCAAAACAGGUGAAUUGAAAGAGUUCUGCUCAGCUCUGGAGGUACAAGGACUUAAGGACACUCAGUCUCUUUCAAACGUGGACAUUCUGAUCUCUCCCUGUGACCCAGACAUCAAAUCCCCCAAGAUCUGCUCCAUUUCACCUCAACGUGACUCGGCUGACACUAACAAAGAUAAACCCAUAGAGAAGGGCCGACUAGAGGCGGCUGUGUCCUUCCCUCUGGAGAGGUCAAAGGUCACACAGUAUUUAUCCUCUCCAACCCUCAGCAGCUCUCCAUCCUCCAAUAAGAAGUAUGUCAGCAACAUCAUCUAUAGCCCCGGCCAGCAGGACCAGAAUUGGGCCACUGAGUUGACCAGCAAGGAAUCCAAAGAUGAGAGCAAGCUGCAAAGCCAUGAACAGGAGGGUCAGAAUAAUAAUGCAGAGGAGGAGGAGGAGCUGCUGGUAGGGGAGGACCAGAUGUAUCCAACGCUGCGCUCCAAGAGUCUCAAUGCCAACCCAAGAAAGAUGAGGAAGAAGAAGAAGGAGGACGAGGAAACACCACGUACAGCCAGCAGCGUCAAAGAUCUGGUUUCAGCGUUCAGUGGGGGGCCAUGAGGACACGGGGAAGGACCGGGUCCAAGAACUCUUCAGACAACUGUUUAUCCUGAAGGACUGAACCCUGCUCUGAACUCACGGGAGAUGAAUAAAGCAAGCAUGAUGCUUCAGUAUUCCUGAAUCAAUAAUAACUCCGAAAUAACUGCUAAACCUGAAGCUGCAGCCCCCCCCUCCUGCCCAACACAAAGCUCCUGCAUUUUGUUCGUUAAAUUCCAGAAGAAAAAGUAAAUGUAACCAGUUACAACAAACAUAGUAUCCUUAACCUAACUGAUCGUUUUCUCUGUCACGAUCUUGACAGACAGCAGCACAAGAAAGAUUGCAUGCUCAUUGGCUACGGGCUUGUGACUGACAUGUCGUUAGCCAAUGAACAUUCCCUGAAUAAUACUACUUUUUUUUACUCCUGUAUUGAUCAUAUUUUAUAAACUACAACAAUUUCCUUGAAAUGAAUUCAGUUUUAUUCACAACAACAUAUAUCACAAAGGCAACUCAUACUUUAAGGGAAACACAUUACAGUCUUACCUCAGUGAGAAGCUCAAUGAUGAGACGAUCAUGUGCUUUCCUUUGUGUCUGCAUUAAAAACAUAUUUGUCUUUAAACUCAGCAGCACAGCGAAAUCUUCUACUUUCGCAGGACUGAAGCCAAAACACAACGAAACCUGACUGAUUUUUUGUUUCAUGCAGAAGCCACGUGUGUUCUUUCUUGCUAUGCACUAAAGUGCUUCAUUAAAUCUGCAGUAAAAUAAAUAUAAAACUGUCUAGAAUAAUAAGAUGAAUUAACAUAAAAUCUUGCUGUAGACUUGAAAUUUUCACUGUUUAUCGUUUGCCUUCAUUAUCAUCAGAAUCUUACCUGUUUUGUAACAUUGUUUAAUUUAAUCCCUGACCACCUCUCACUGAGUAAUGAACAAUUUAAGAAAAUGUUUUAGUUUGAACUUUGUGUCAAAGCAUUUCUUCUAUCCCAGUACGGCGCUGGACUGGAGACUGCUUCAUGUUUCAUGGUCACCAUGGUCAUGGUUUGAACAUCAGAUCUCUGUGCCUGCACGGAUUUCCUCCAGCAUAUUAUACAUAUAUGCAUUUCAAUAAGGUGAGAUCACUUGUAAGAAUUUGAUUUAUUGAGAAGGAGAAAUUAAUGUAUCUGGUGAUUUGACUCCUAUGACCCAUCAUGGCAUGAAGGAAUCGCAGCAGUGAUAGGAUUUAGGACAUGAGCCCCUGGAGUCUGGAUGCUGGCGGGGGUGAAGAUGAGGACUGAGGUCUGACUGAUUGAGGCGACUGUCUGGUGGAGAUGGGAAGGAGGGUGGGUUCCACGAGUGUAAAAAGGAGAAUGUGAUAAUAAAGGACGUAUUCACACAGCGUUACACACUCGGUGUUUGUUUUUAAAUUUCGAUCGCUUUCUGCAGGAGCUUUCAAGCUGCCCUCCUUCAGCUUCACACCACGCGCAGUUCUCUCUUCAGUUCCUAGCGACAUACUCAAGUGGGGAGACAUGAUCAGAUGAUUGGGGUCAGGUUUGUGAGUCAGCCUCACCUGACACCACACCCUAAACGCACAUCUCCACCCCUCCCCUGCAGAUGGAGAGCACAGAUUUAAACUAUGUGAAUUGGAGGCAGAGUGGCUCAAAGAAGGUGGGCAAGAAGACGAUGAUUUGACUAGAUUAAUGAUGACGGUACUGAGGCUGACAGCGUGAGAAAGAGGUAGUGAUGUAAAGAACAGAACUAACACCCAGGAAAGUAGUCAGAUGAUUGAUUACAGAUCGUCCUUACUGAACUUACAGAAAUGCUUUAUAUUAGGUUAACUGGUGAUUCCACAUUGGCUGGCAGGUAUAGAAAGCAUAUUGAAUAAAGCACUAUAUGAAUAUGUCGUUAUGUUUGGUCAUACGUGUAGUCUAAUGCAGCGGUCUC
This is a messenger RNA of Pundamilia nyererei, 8236 nucleotides long. RefSeq names its product transient receptor potential cation channel subfamily M member 1-like. The record is from RefSeq and is a predicted model, not a curated record. Gene Ontology annotation, molecular function: calcium channel activity. The transcript has 27 exons. NCBI's taxonomy places the organism in Eukaryota, Metazoa, Chordata, Actinopteri, Cichliformes, Cichlidae. Gene Ontology annotation, biological process: metal ion transport; monoatomic cation transmembrane transport; protein tetramerization. Gene Ontology annotation, cellular component: plasma membrane. Bases 1655 to 6346 code for a protein of 1563 amino acids.